Molecule: messenger RNA, 7597 nt
Organism: Xyrauchen texanus (razorback sucker)
Lineage: Eukaryota; Metazoa; Chordata; Actinopteri; Cypriniformes; Catostomidae
Product: protein turtle homolog A-like
Exons: 22
Coding region: 275-5173 (1632 amino acids)
Biological process (GO): cell-cell adhesion
Molecular function (GO): protein binding
Source: RefSeq, a predicted model, not a curated record
AGUAAGCGGGGAGGAGUGAGCCGAGCGCGAGAGGUGCGAUGAAGUCAAACCUGCCAUAGACUAAGUUUUGCCCUUGGCUUUUCUUUGCCACGGGCACAACGAUUUGAGGAAAAAUGAGCGAUUGUUGGGAAAGUUUCUGAAGUUUCUGAAGCUUUUAGUAUCGAAAUAACACUGAAUAUACUUAUUUUUGGAAUUAUUCUUACGCAAAACAACGCUGCUGUCUACAGCCGAUAAAUGACGUGAUACAGGUUCAGAGAUAUGUGAGACUGUAUGAAUGCCCAUCAUGACACUGAAGAUCCUUCCUCGUUUGGAAGUCAUUGUUGCAGCCUUGUGCCUGUUCAAUCUAACAAAUGCAGAUGAGGCUGUUGUCCAUGCCAAGAAAGGGGACAAUGCUGUGUUGACAUGCAGUUUACCAACCCCUGACCAGGGCAGUUCAGCCCCGCAGCAUGUCAUAGAGUGGGUGCGUCAGGACUAUGAUAUCGCCAUCCUCAUCCAAUUUGGAGUGCACGACCCUCGUGUGCAUCCCAACUUUGAUGGUCGAGUGUCGCUCAUCGAGGGCACAUCACUGCAGGUGAGGGGGCUUCUCCUGGAGGAUGAAGGCUUGUAUGAAUGCCGCAUUCUCCCUCUGGACAAAACAACAGAUGAGACUGAAAGCAGUGGAAGCUGGACUCUACUCUCCAUCACAGCUCCACCUAUGUUUACCGAAACUCCACCUCCUGUCAUUGAAGUAUUUGUGGGUAGAUCGCUAACACUGAGGUGCGCUGCUCGUGGAAACCCACGACCCACAAUAACCUGGACUAAAGACGGAGGGCCAAUAAAACCUCAAAAAAUACUGAAGUUCAUGAAUGGAAGUCUAUCUUUCCAUGCUGUAAGCAGAGAAACAUCAGGCCAGUAUCAGUGUCACGCCUUCAAUAAAGAAGGAAAUGUAACUCACAUCACAAAACUCAAAGUCAUUGGCCCUCCGGUGAUCAUAAUUCCUCCAACGGACACUUUUCGCAACAUGUCCCAGGAUGCCAAGCUGAAGUGCCAGGCAGAAGCAGACCCACCCAACAUGACUUAUGUAUGGCAAAGACAAGGAGAAGAUAUAUACCACAUUGAGUCUCUGAAGUCUCGUGUAAAGGUCAUAGUGGACGGCACACUCCUCAUAUCACGCUUGACUCCAGGGGAUUCUGGGAAUUACACCUGCACACCCUCUAAUGGACUCCCUCUGUCCCCGUCUGCCUCAGCGGUCCUCACUGUGCAGCACCCUGCUCAGGUGAUUCGGAUGCCCAAGCUGACCUUCCUCCCAACAGGCAUGAAGGGCAUAAUUUCCUGCCCUGUCACAGCUGAACCUCCACUAUCACAUGUUGACUGGACCAAAGAUGGAAACCCACUGGAUUUAGGCAUGUAUCCUGGAUGGACUCUGACCUUGGAAGGCUCUAUUGUCAUAGCAACCGCCAAUGACGAUGCUGCGGGUGUAUAUACAUGUACUCCCUACAACAGCUUUGGGACAAUGGGCCAGUCUGAGCCCACCAAUGUUAUACUACAGGAUCCUCCAUCAUUGAAAAUGUCACCUCGUAAGGAGUACAGACAGGAAGUGGGGAGGAUGCUUGUCAUACCAUGUCAGAUGAAUGGUGAUCCGGCUCCAAAAAUUAUCUGGAAAAAGGUUGGCACAGCAUCUCGCUCGUUGUUCACUCUAGCAGGAAAUGGCUCCCUCAUUCUGCACCCUCUCAGUAAAGACCACCAGGGGGAGUGGGAGUGCAGCUCCAGCAACCAAGUGGCUACUGUCUCUGCCAGAACAACAGUGCUUGUGCUGAGUACGAGUCCUCAUGCAGUGUCCUCAGUGUCUGUGAUCCCAGGAAUAAACCAAGCCAAUGUAUCCUGGGUAGCUGGUUUUGAUGGAGGAUACACCCAGAAAUUCACAGUCUGGUAUAAGCAGUCGGCAGAAAAGACAGAGGAAAAGCAGGAGUGGUUGUCUUUUCCAAUCAUGUCUACAGAGAACAGUUUGUUGGUCACUAACUUACUUCCUGCCACUGAGUACCAGUUCAGCAUCAUGGCCCAAAAUAAAGUUGGCACUGGACCCUUCAGUGAGAUCGUCAUAAUCACAACUUUGGAUGCACUUCCUGUUGUGACCAAGCUGGAACCACCUACAGGUCUCUCAGUUAAUCAGAGUUCAGAGGGAAUUCUUUUGAGGUGGUCAGUGCCCCAGUCCAAGUCUCCACCAAUUGACGGUUUUGUUGUCCAAUCACGUCUUGAAGGGCGGGAAUGGGUUAAUCUGAAAGAACACAUUAGCCCAAAUGAGAGUCAGUUCUUUCAUUUGGGGUUAUGUAAGGACUGCAAGUAUGAGCUUAGGCUUUUGUCUUGGCGUGGAGAUGAGCUGAGCAUUCCCAGUCCAUCAAUCAGUGUCUCCACUAUCGGAAUGGCAAUACCCCCAGCCAGCCCCCGCCUCCUGGAUUUUCCUGAUCAGCUAAUGGCUGGUGUCAUGGGUGGAGUGAUACUACUUUGCCUCACCCUUAUCCUAGCCCUGGCAAUAGUUUGUUUCAUAUUUCAUAGAAGGGGCCAAAGGUGCAGACAGAAUAUGAAGGAUCUCCCUCCUGCAAUUAAUAAGAACCCCCCUGUGAAAGCUGACCUAAGCAGCCCUGACAACACCUUGAAACAACAGCUCUUACCAGAUCGUCCACACUCCUACACUUCCUCCUCUUCCGAUCACUCCUCCCUUGACAAGUCUAAUCGCAGUGAUUUUCAAGGUCAGCGACAACAUCUUCUGCCCCAAGCUAACCCUCCAUACCAUCAUUCACUCACUGAGAGCCACCUCCAACGGGCAUCGCUUGCACCUAUGAAUUUGGUUGAGUUCAUUGACAGAGGGCCUGAUGGUCGCUUUAAUGUCCAGCCUUGUAAAGACGUUAAUGUUGCUAGAUCUAAUAUAAAAAGGAACCUGAGUCAAAACUCUCACUGGUCAUCAGAUGGAAAUAGGAGCUUUUCAAUCCAUAAAUCCCAGUCUUUGAGAUCCUACAGGAAUGAAAGAAAGCCACCAUUUGUCCUUUCUGUGGACCUUCCACCUUUUGGAUCAGAUAUUCCAUCUUCCAGCAGAACUCAUUUUAUGGCUAAACACCUCUCAUUGAAUGGACAUUACCUGCCCAUUCGGGAGCAAGAGUUCUUUGAUGGACAAGACCAGACAAGUAUCUGUUCAGAUAGUAGUGACUCUUUUCUCUAUCCUCAUUCAGAAAGUACUCUGGGUUGCCAAUCCCUGAAACAAGGUAAUAGCCACCCUGCAGCAAAUACCCUGGUUUUGCAGAUGGAGCAUGAGAGGGAACAAGGAAAUUUGAACCGUUGUUUGACUUUGGCACGUGAGAGAGAGGAGCUUGAACGGCAGUUGUGUAAGUACACUGUUGAACCAAAUUCAUCUAUCAACAGAAAAAUAGCUGACAAAUAUGGAGAAAUGUUGCCAUCUGGAGAAACUCAGAGCAACUACCAAGCCAUGAGACAAAGUCUUUUAUUUGAGAAUUCUACCGUCUUGAAGGGAAGAGCUGCAUCAUGUAUUCCGUGGGAAGCAAGACACAGGAUUUCUUCUGCCAGCUUGGUGCCUUUACAUACCUCUUAUGGAAAGGAUAACCAAUAUAGGAUGAAUCCUCAUGGUUGCCAUACAAUCCAAAAAUCAAACUUCCAAAGGUCCAGAAGUCUAGAGAGAGGGGAAUGCCAAAAAUCACACACAUGGGACCAAAGGCGAAGCAGAACGCCUGUUGAUUCAAAUCUCAGCAGAAUGAUAGAUGUGCCUUCAAUCUACAAAAUGGAAAAGACUCAAGUUGGUGUAGGACAUAUUCAGAAGAACAUCUGUAAAAGUCAACAACAUUUUGACCCACAUAUACAUUCAUCCUCUGACAAUCAGCAGGGGUGGAAAAUAGCAAAAAGCACCAGACAAAUGAACCAACCUGGUGACUCAUCAGAGAUGAGUGUGGAUGGACCUGAGCUUGAAAGCCAGUGCUCUCCAUAUUCAAGGUCCAUAAUGGACUUGGACCACAGUUAUGAGACAUUAGAGUAUGAUAGACCAAGGUUAUCAGAACUUGAGCAGGACAGAUCUAUAGGGCAAAAGUUGGAGUCCGGGAAUGCAGUUUCAAGGAAAAACCAGGAAAGGUUUGACAGUUGGUCGAGCAGAAAUGGGUCUCCAAAGGAUGUGUCUGGAACAAUGCUUCGUAAGACAAAAAGUCUGGGGUCAAACACUUGGAAUCGGCACAAGAGCACCCAUAGUUUAGACUCUAAAAAAUACAAGGAACAGUUUUUGCCCCCUGAUGCCUGGAUUGACUCUCUGACACUUGGUCGAGAUCCUACAGUGUCCCCCUUCGCAGGCAGGCCUAACACAGUGGCAGAAAAAACAAAAAGUAGUCCAAAUAUGCAAGCAGAUUCACUCAAUCCUUCAGAAAGUCAGUUGCAAAACCAUGAAUGUUGGGCCUCUAAACCCCCUGGUGGUUUUACCAAUGACUCAGAGUUCCGCAAUAACCUGGUGUCAGGACAUCACACUCACGCCUUGUCACCAGGGGAUUCAAGCUGGCCUAUGUCUUAUACCCCUUCUCGGUCAGUCCUACCAUCUGGAAGCCGGAGCCAAAGCCAAGAUGGGGAAAGAGAUGAGGAAGACGAAUAUGGGCAAGAGGUGGAUGUGGAAAUUAACCAAUACAGGAAAAGUUCAGAGACGGAAGGAAGUUAUAGGAGCUAUGCAAGCCAAAGCAGUGGCCGAGGCAGCAUGGAUGCCCCAAACAGCAGGCAGUUCUCUUUCAGCCCACCUCUCACCAUCUCACCCGAAACCACAGAGGAAAGUGACAGAGAUGACACAGGCCUACCAAAGCAUGAACGGCAAGAAAGACCUAGGACAGCCUCUGUGGAUGAGAGCUAUGAGUGGGACUCUGCAUAUGUCCCUAUGCAUUCUGUGCACCCUAAAGCAUCAAUAAGCAAAUCAGGCCUACACGGAGAGCUCCUUAAUCAAGAAAAGCAAAGCAGCACUACUAAGCUUGACUACAGGCCAGAUUUAGACCUGAAACCAAAAGGUCUUUUCCCUCCAGCUGGAUUGAAGAUAUCUGUUCCACUCUGUGUGGCUCCCACUAGUCUUUCUCCUCGCUGUGAGCAAGAAUCACUCCUUGCUAUCGAGAUCCAAAAGAGCUCCAUAGUAUUUCCAAACCCAGAGGAUGACACUGUUCUCUUCUGAUUGCAGCUUUGCCUCUACAGCAAGUUAUCUUCAUAUUUUAUGCAUUAUCUUCUACAGCAGAGAAGUUAGAUUGAACACAACAUGGUUCACCUCAACACACACCCAUAUGGUAAAGAUGAGAAGGGUCACAGGAUGUCACCAUUAAUUGGACAUCUGAGGACCACUCAAGCAGCAGAACUGAACCCUAGAUCAAGCACUCCUCUCCCCAACUACUGGGAAUUAUCUGAUGGGUGGACAAAACCAAAACUCUCUUUUAAAAAUCAAACAUUAUGCACUGGAGUUGCAAGUUAAAGGAUGAAUAAUUAAUAAAGGACACAUUUUUAAUAAGCCCCUUUCAAAUUAGAUUUUUGCAGCAGCAUUAGAUUGUUCUAUAUUUUCUAUUUUGACAAUAAGAGCAAAAUAUAUUUCAGAAACCACAAUUAAAGUUAAACUUUAUAAACUGGUUUAGAAAUAUUUUAUUACACAAAAUUGAAUUUUUUUUUUUAAGAUAUCCAGCAAAUUGGACAUGCACUUGAAUGCCUCCGUGGAACAUUUCACUGAAAAGUUUGAUUGAAGACCUUCUUGACAAUCAUUGUUCCUCAUCACCUAUACUCGUACCUACCUCAUGCAAAGCACAAUCACAAUUUAUAUGAAUUCCACACAUUUUUAACAGUACAAUACCAUUCUUGUGGAGUAAAGCACUGCAUUGAUCAGUUUGUGGUCAUGCACCAUCCAGUCCUUGACAGCACUGACAAUCGAUUGAAGCCUUUGAACUUUUAACCCUAUAAGGAUAAAUAACCUCCAUUGUUCCAUAUCCUCCAGAGACCCAUUGCUUUCUGUUUAAUCUUGAAAUCUCCCCAUUUUUUGUUUCUCAGAUGGUUUGUGGGUUUGUUUGUUUGUUUAUUUUGACAUUUUAUCAUAGAGAUCUGUUUUUAUUUACUGGUGUCCGAUGUUAAGUUUGAGCCAUUUAAUGAGAAAUCAAGUGUUAAAUUAGUGUGAUUAUUUGCAUCAGUGUCUUUUUUAGGUGAAACCUAAUAAUUUCAAGUGCGACUGAAAGGAAACGAUUAGAAUUCACUGCCAGUCACAUGAGUUAAUUACAUCCUUCUGCUUACACUGACAUUACCAUGUUACCUAAAAAAUAAUUGAGCUUUACCGUUAUAAACUUUUUAUACAGUUUAAAGUAACAUUUCAAUUCAGACUUGCUUUUAAUUACAAUUUUUAAAAGACACAUUUUAGAGACUAUUUUCAUACGAUAAAUGCAAAUUUAUGCAGUAUAUAGCCUAAUUAUAUCACUGCUUCGGAGUGUUUGAAGAAUAUUAUGACAUUUAUUAAUACACUGUGACAGAAAAUCCACCAUUAUUUUCUCUCUGCCUACAUGAAAUGUUUCAUUGUAGCUAUUGCCGACAAGGCAACUCAAUGAAUUUAUCUCAGUUUGCAAAUAUGUCUUUAUGAAAUUAAUUGUUGUAUUUUAAACUUUUAGUUGAAAUGUGAAACAAGACUUUAAAAAUAUUUGUUUGUUAGUUAAAAUUGAGAAUUGUUGCAUGCAUGCAUUGUGUCAAUAACUGUUUUAUUUUGUUUUUUUUUGCAUACAAUUUGUACCUACAUUUUUGUUACUUUUAUCAAACUCUGAAUUCUAUUUCUUGUAUAGUAGAUUUAUAUAUUGUUUAAAGGCAACAGUACGUUGAUUUGUGUUUUUGUAGAGAUGCUACAGACAAAAACUGUUGAGAUGCUUUAUACAGUAUUUUCCACUAGGAUGUGCUGCUCUUCACAAAUGAAAGAUUUAGAAAAAAAAAAUCCCUGAAGCAAUGAAAGCAUUCUCUAAAAAUGUUUUUUAUUAUUAUACACUUUUUCCUGCCAAAAUAAGCCCAUGAAGGACAUUCUCAUAUAUUCUAGAAGAAAUCUGAAAAUAUUGUCAUUUUUUCUUACAACACCGUUUCAUGUGAACAUCAGUGGGAGCCAUUCCCAUCUCUCUUUUUCUGUCAAGCAGCAAAAUAUGCGCUUUUCUCCCCAUUUAAUUUGUGACACUGACAGAUAAUUCUCUUUUAGUGAUUGGAGUGUGAAGUCCUGACAGGUUACAGAUGCACACUAUAGCGUGAGAGCUGAACAUAAGGAGCAUAGACUCCAUCAUUAUCUGAGUCUCUCUGCACUACCACAUGCUACAUUACUCACAGUUGAUGUGAAUGGCAAGAAAAGAAGAAAAAAAACAUCCACACUGCAUUUCCCUCAAACAUUUUGUUGGUUUUCCACUUUGAGUUGUCCUCUUUCCAAAUGCAGUGUAAUAUUGCGCUGUUAAUUUAUGCAUGCAUUGUAACUGUAACAAUGGUAACAUAAAUAAUUAACAAUAAACCAAUUGAUAAAACAAACACUCCUUAACGGGCACUUGAAACACUAUCUAAAAAGCUUUCUCAUGAAUAACAAUACCUGGCAUUCACAUACUCCAUACUU